CUCCUUGACUGGCUGAGCUUGUUAGUGCUCACGCCCGUACCUGUACCUGUAACACCUGUCACACACAUUUGUCAGCAGGUGCACAGCGUAGGACACUACCACCACCCCACUUGGAGCCCGUCAGGAUAGUAAAGCAACACCAGGCGGCGCGAUAAGAAGCAGUGAAAAAGAAGCAGGCGGCGGAGAAACUCGGCAAGAAACAUGGCGAACGUGGCCGACAAAGCAUCUGUGUUGCGUACCACCAAAGUCAGGACCAAGCUGAAGGGCGAUGGCAGCUGGUUGAACCGCAACAGCGACACGGAAGAGACAACUGAAGAGAAGCCAUGGUUGGCAGAAAUAAGGGCCAGACGUGAAAAUGGAGAAUCAAGUCCGGUGUCUUCGCCCACUUCUUCUCCGCUCCCCAAGCCUGACAGUGAUAAACUACCCACUUCAGGAUUUAAGAUUAGGGGUGUUUUCAACAAAGUAGACACGUCUUCAACGUCCAAUGGCAUCAGCAGUGACACAUCGCACGUCACCAAAAUAUCCUCGGACAGCUACAAGAAGAUUGCGCCUCACACGGUGAAGCCCCCCGCUGAGAAAGCGGACAGCACGAUUAGCAGUGAGGAGCAGGAGAAACGCACGACGGCAGCCAGCAAAGCCCUGCCCAAAACUGCAGCCAGGGAGCGGUCUUACGUGCUCUCUGCCGCAAAGAAAUUCGAGUCUCAAGAACAAGCAGCUGACAUGUCCAUGGACAACGGCACUACAUCAUUUGUGGCUAAAAGAGUGAAAGUUACAGAAGAGGCUUCUUCAAAUCCACCGCCUCGCCGUUCUGCGCUCCUCUCCCCCGUUGCUCCGGUGCCAGAACCUAAACCACUAAACAGAGUCAGCGAUGGUGUCAAGAAAACCGUUGGUCAUGUCACUUUUAGUGAGACUACGAAGGUAGAGGAGGUGCACCCUGACAGAGAACAUACCUUUCCUCCGCCUCCUCCUCCAGUGUUAGCCCCGACAAAGGACCUGUUGAAAGACAGGACACCAGAUCUGGAUGAUUCGGGAGAUGAUGACACGUAUUCGUUGUCCGUGCAUGAACAAGUAAAAAAAUUUACAUCAAAAUCACAACCUGAACCUGAACCAGAGCCGGAACAUUUUCAGAACUCAAGCUCCAGAGUUGAAGCGCUCGCCGCCAUGUACGAAAAUCUCAUUCCAUCUGAAACGGAAACGAGCAGCUUGAAGGGUGGCGAGUGGGUGAUGGCAGGAAAAGAGAAGGACCAAGAGGAUGAUGACUCAGAAGAAGACGGAGAUGGACAGGAACCAACUGCAGGACUCAGCAACCAUAAAGCAACAACAGAGAAUCUCCGGGAUCUCUUUUCUGGCAAGGAGAAGGACCCCCUGAGCUCCCAUGUGACCACCACAGUGACUGAGUACAGCAAAAAGAAGGACCCCCUGAGCUCCCAUGUGACCAGCACCGUAACCGAGUACAGCAAGGAGAAGGAUCCCCUGAGCUCCUAUGGGACCACCACAGUAACUGAGUACAGUCGAGAAGAUCCUGCCCUGCCUGCUCCCCCAAGUCCUAAACCUUGGAGUAAAGAAGUGACAUUCGAAAGCAAAGAGAAGGACCCCCUGAGCUCCCAUGUGACCACCACAGUAACUGAGUACAGUCGAGAAGAUCGUGCACUGCCUGCUCCCCCCAGUCCGGGACGUUUGAGUCAGGAUCUGCUCACUGAAAUAGAAAGUCGAGAAGAUCGUACACUGCCUGUUCCCCCCAGUCCUAAACAAUGGCAGCAGGAUUUGCUCACUGAAAUAGAAAGUCGAGAGGAUCGUACCCUGCCUGUUCCCACCAGUCCUAAACAAUGGCAGCAGGAUCUGCUCACUGAAAUAGAAAGCCGAGAAGAUCGUACACUGCCUGUUCCCACCAGUCCUAAACAAUGGCAGCAGGAUUUGCUCACUGAAAUAGAAAGUCGAGAAGAUCGUACACUCCCUGUUCCCCCCAGUCCUAAACAAAGGCAGCAGGAUUUGCUCACUGAAAUAGAAAGUCGAGAAGAUCCUGCACUGCCUGUUCCCCUCAGUCCUAAACAAUGGCAGCAGGAUUUGCUCACUGAAAUAGAAAGUCGAGAAGAGCGUACACUGCCUGUUCCACCCAGUCCUAAACAAUGGCAGCAGGAUCUGCUCACUGAAAUAGAAAGUCGAGAAGAUCGUCCACUGCCUGUUACCCCCAGUCCGGGACGUUUGAGUCAGGAUCUGCUCACCGAACUAGAAAGUCGAGAAGAUCCUGCACUGCCUGUUCGCCCCAGUCCGGGACGUUUGAGUCAGGAUUUGCUCACUGAAAUAGAAAGUCGAGAAGAGCGUACACUGCCUGUUCCCCCCAGUCCUAAAAAAUGGCAGCAGGAUUUGCUCACUGAAAUAGAAAGUCGAGAAGAUCCUGCACCCAGUCCGGGACGUUUGAGUCAGGAUUGGCUCACUGAACUAGAAAGCAAGGAGAAGGACCCCUUGAGCUCCCAUGUGACCACCACAGUAACUGAGUACAGUCGAGAAGAACCUGCACUGCCUGUUCCCCCCAGUCCGGGACGUUUAAGUCAGGAUCUGCUCACUGAACUAGAAAGCAAAGAGAAGGACCCCCUGAGCUCCCAUGUGACCACCACAGUAACUGAGUACAGCAAGAAGAAGGACCCCCUGAGCUCCUAUGGGACCACCACAGUAACUGAGUACAGCAAGGAGAAGGACCCCCUGAGCUCCUAUGGGACCACCACAGUAACUGAGUACAGCAAAGAGAAGGACCCCCUGAGCUCCCAUGUGACCACCACAGUAACUGAGUACAGCAAGGAGAAGGACCCCCUGAGCUCCUAUGGGACCACCACAGUAACUGAGUACAGCAAGGAGAAGGACCCCCUGAGCUCCUAUGGGACCACCACAGUAACUGAGUACAGCAAGGAGAAGGACCCCCUGAGCUCCUAUGGGACCACCAAAGUGACUGAGUACAGUCGAGAAGAACCUGCACUGCCUGCUCCCCGCAGUCCUAAACGUUGGAGUAAGGAUCGGCUCACUGAACUAGAAAGCCCCACAAAGACUCACUCCGAUGUUACUGUAACCACUGAAACUGUAACCACCAGUAUUGACAGUGAGGAGAAGGACCCAUUGAGCUCCCGUUCGACCACCACAGUGACUAAGUUCAGCUCGGCUGAUGCGUAUGAUCCGUAUCCGAUAGGGACCACAUCCCGAAACAGCUCCUCUGACCUGCUGAAGCCCAUCUCAGAUCUUUCCAUCAACAGUUCGUCGACCUCUUUCACGGAGAAGAAAGAUCCAGAGAUCAUGAUGAGCGGUAAGGCCACGGUGUCUUUUGCUGAUGACAUCACCCCCUUUGACACCCAUGCCACAAGCCUCAGCACUCACCGGUCGUGGGCGCGCAAGUGGGAAACCACAAGCCCUCUGCAGACCCACAUAGAGGAGAGCAGAGAGGAUCUAGCCGAAGCCGGAGAGGAGGAUCAGCAGACUUUGGUUACGUUUGAGAGGAAGUCCAAAGAAGAUGACUCUCCAUGGGACAAGUGGACGUCUCCAUCUGUGUAUACUCUCACAAGCACCACAGAGGAGGAAGAGGAAGAGGAGAGCCUGGAGGACUCACAAGUACACACAGUCACAACCAUCACCACCAUCAGGGACUCCUAUGGAAGACAGGAGGAGUACGGGAUGAAUCGGACCAGGCUACAAGAAGUCGCACGCACCCCCUCACCAGAUCCUGAAAGCAAGAAGCCCUUUGUGUACCUGAAGGAGUACAUCAAUACCACAGAGCUGUCCUCCCAUAACGCCUCAGACUCAAACAAUAGCUGGUCGUCCUCUUACUCCAGCUCGCCCUCUACCCCCUGCACAUACUGUGGUCAGCUGGUCACCAACGAUGCCAAGAUCACCAUCGAGCACCUUAAUAUUAACUGCCACCCGAGCUGCUUCAAGUGCUACUCCUGCCACAAGCCGAUGGGAGACCUGGUCUACAACAUGUUCCUGCACGGAGGCAAAGUCCACUGUGAAAGCUGCUACUCCGCAGCUCUCGAUUGAUCGCAGCAGCCUUCUCCAUUUGCAUUUGAAGUGCAAAGCGGUCUCCUUCCAGCGCCAGUGUGGACCGCUUUGAACGUAAGAGCGACGGAGGUUCAGGGUGACCCAAGAGACUGUAACAGUGAGCAAUAAAAAUAAUUGCUUUUUUUUAUUUUUUAUUAUUAUUAUUAUUCCUUUUAUGCAGGACAGGAUUUGAAUUUGUCAACAUGUUUGUGUUCUUCUUCCUGCUGGUGUAAGCGCUACCUGUCCGUGUCAUUUAAGGAUGUGUCUGCGGUGCACAUUGUGUAUACAGUCAAGCCCAAAAUGGUUCAUACUCUGCAUUAUUUUAUUUUUUUGAUGAUGACAUAUUUUCAGCUGAAUAUGACACAUGGAAGUGACCCAAAACUGUAAACUCCAUUUUAUUUAUGUCAAAUGUUCCAAAUGCAUACAGGAGGGAAGGGGUUUAUACGACCCCAUUCCUGGGUAGAUCUCACGUGAGAGGAAGAGGAAGGUUAAUCAUUUUACAAUGCGGUCUGCUGAAAAUGAUGGAAAGUGCCUCUAUAUACACAGCUAAUGGUGCUGUGGUCAAAUUUGGAAUUGCCACAAAACACAUUUUAAGACGCUCAACACUCUACUGUAAAGUGGAUGAUUUGUCACGUUUCAUGUGUCAGGUAAACUGCGACGUAUGAAUCCCCUUCCUACUGCAGUUGAUUAGAAUGUUUUUUCAUCAGCCUCUAAGGCAGGGGUCCCCAAACUAUGGCCCGCGGGCCGGAUCUGGCCAAUUUUAUUUACUAUUAUUUUUUUAAAUCUGUCCUUUCUAAUCCAUUUUCUACUGUUUGUUAUUCUCGGUGUCUCCUAGCCGCUCAGGCAAAUCAUAUAGUCUAAAAAUGCAUUUUCCCAUCGAUAACGUGACUUCAUCGCGCUCGGA
Nerophis lumbriciformis (worm pipefish) is the source of this 4924-nucleotide messenger RNA. NCBI's taxonomy places the organism in Eukaryota, Metazoa, Chordata, Actinopteri, Syngnathiformes, Syngnathidae. The record is from RefSeq and is a predicted model, not a curated record.